AUGUCUGGGAAAAGAUCCGCACUCGUCCUCGACGCGACUGGCACCACAGAAAAACACCUCCUGCGCGAUGUACUCGCGUCGCCCGAGUUCGCGCGCGUCGGCGAGUACAGGCGCCGCGUCACGCUCGCCGAGGCUGUCAAGGCGUAUGUGGGGAAGGAGAAGCUUGAGCCCUCGGAAGUGCACGCGCAUAGUCCGCAGGCGGGAACGCGACCUCUAUUUCCUCUAUGUCAAAACAAAGGCCUCACCGAGCUCGAGCUCGCCGCGCUCGGCUACAAGGAGACCAUCGUCUUCCGCCCCGCGUUUCUGAGAGGUGCUGAGCGUCCCGAGCGUCGUGCUGCCGAGAGCGUUUUCGGCUACAUCAGCGGUGCCCUGUCGACCGUGUCGUCCAGCAUGGAGAUUCCGACUUCCAAUCAACUUCUAAUUGCGCCUUCCGAACUUCGUAAAACGCCAAGCCAAUAUUCGGGCCCCAGAAUCAGAGAUGGGAAGAUGCCCUUGACAUUCAUUCGUGCUAUUGCUGUGAUGGUGGCGCGCGAAAACGUCAAGGCGCUGAGAGCGGUACCUAGAUCAACGUUAACAUCAACUAUCAUCGAUGUCCGUUCGAAGGCGUCCUCAACCGGCGAGCUCAGGCACCAAACAAUAGAGGGGCUCUCAGCCCCAGCGGGACAGAAGGCGAUACCGUCGAUGCUGCUGUAUGACGAGCGCGGUCUGCAGUUGUACGAUGCCGUCACGACGGAAGCACCGGAAUACUACCCCUUCGCAGCGGAAGAGGAGAUCUUGCGACGCCACUCCGAGGACAUCGCACGGGCUAUGCACGUCGGUCCUGGCAGUGUCGUACCCGGCGAGACGGUUCUGGAGCUUGGAGCUGGUCUUCCAGACCUUGGCAAUUGCCAUUAUAAACCUCUGUUGAUGAGGGACGAGAUUGUCCAGUUACUGAUCCCGUACAAUGUUCCAACGCCAUCUAGUGCCUUGCGUAAAACUUCCCAUAUUCUUGAGGCGCUCUCCGCACUCGUCCCUUCCUCCUCUUCAGCCCCACCCAUUACGUACUAUGCUCUCGACCUCGAAAAGCGAGAGCUUGAACGCACUCUCAACGACCUAUCCGAUUCUGAAGUAGGCAGACGCGUCUCUGGAAAGAUCCAUCUUAAAGGCAUGCACGGCACGUACGACAACGGCAUCGAGUUCGUCAAUGAGGGUGGCCUCCGCACAACGAACCUGCCCGGUGCGGGCCUCGACCUCGAGCGUUUCCACGUCAGAGACGGGGACGCCCUCCACGACCGCGAGCUCUCUCCUGGCACCUAUUCGUCGGUCUUGUCAGGCUCGUCCUCCUCAGGUAGCCACAGCCCCUCGCGAGGAACGGACGCGACGGUGUUCACGCCUGACAUCUACCAGGCACCGUUGCAUAUGAUGUUCCUUGGCUCCACUCUGGGCAACUUCGAGCGCGGCGAUGACGCCGGGUUUCUGCGUUCGUUCCCGCUUAGGCCAGGCUCGGGCGAUACGCUGCUUAUUGGGCUGGACCACAACAACGAUAAAGCGGAAAUUGAGCUAGCGUACAACGACCCGGGCGGUCACUGUCGCGAGUUUAUUCUGAAUGGGCUCAAGGCGGCUGGGAGCGUCUUGGGAGAUGAGAAACUCUUCAAUAGGGAGGACUGGGAGCUAGCGAACCAAUACUAUGAAGCGGAACAUCGCCAUGAAUCGUACUGCCAGUGCAAACGUGACCACUCGAUCAAGCUCGUGGCGGACAAGCCUGCCCAGUCGUUCCUCAAGGGUGAAACUAUCCGCAUCGCGUUUUCGCGGAAGUUCUCCGAAAAAGACACAGUGAAACUAUUUACAGAUGCACAAUUGCGUCCCAUCCAGCGCUGGACCGACAGCUCGGGGCGGUACUCGCUCUCGCUUCUCGAGCGCCCGCCGUUCAUGUUCCCCAUCCAGCCAACGUCAUCCGCCAUCGCGGGCACGGAAGCACACUUCCGUAUGCAAGAGGUAUAUCCCGUUGUAGGAUAG
Molecule: messenger RNA, 1995 nt
Organism: Coniophora puteana RWD-64-598 SS2
Lineage: Eukaryota; Fungi; Basidiomycota; Agaricomycetes; Boletales; Coniophoraceae
Exons: 11
Coding region: 1-1995 (664 amino acids)
Source: RefSeq, a predicted model, not a curated record